Ctenocephalides felis (cat flea) is the source of this 600-nucleotide messenger RNA. RefSeq names its product trypsin-like. The transcript is spliced from 4 exons. Gene Ontology annotation, biological process: proteolysis. Gene Ontology annotation, molecular function: serine-type endopeptidase activity. The record is from RefSeq and is a predicted model, not a curated record. NCBI's taxonomy places the organism in Eukaryota, Metazoa, Arthropoda, Insecta, Siphonaptera, Pulicidae. Bases 1 to 600 code for a protein of 199 amino acids.
AUGACCCUCCUCGGAGGUCAAAACAACGUGCACGCCCCUCAGCGCAACCCUUGCAGCCAAAAACGUUACGUCGAAGCGGCAAUCAGGCACGAAAAUUUCACCACCAAACCGAUAACCAACGAUAUCGGACUGAUAAAGGUCAACAAAAAAUUCGAGUUGACCACUUACGUGAAUUUGAUCCGAGUUGCAACUGCUGCUGAAAACCGGAAUGCCGACGCUGCCGAUCUUAGGGCGAAAUGUAUCGUCAUUGGAUGGGGACAGACGAAGCAGAGGAACUCGUCAAAGGCUCCUGCACCCUACACCCGUUUGAAAUAUCUUCGAGAAGUCGAAUUGCCUUUGUUGAAUUUGAGCAAGUGCAAGGCGCACGUGCCAAGAUUUAAUUUGACCGACACCCAAAUGUGCACCAUGUACGCCAAUGGAACCAAGGACGCCUGCAUUGGUGAUUCCGGAGGUCCACUGUUUUGGGAUUCGAGUCACUCCAACACAAAUUAUGUUUUACAAGGAAUUGUAUCGUAUGGUAUCGGUUGUGCCAGAAAGAACGUUCCAGCGAUUUUCACAAGAGUUGAUAAGGUUAAUAUAAUAAAUAUAUAUUUAAUUUAA